Messenger RNA from Exaiptasia diaphana, 984 nucleotides. RefSeq names its product ribosome production factor 1. Gene Ontology annotation, biological process: maturation of 5.8S rRNA; maturation of LSU-rRNA. The record is from RefSeq and is a predicted model, not a curated record. Gene Ontology annotation, molecular function: rRNA primary transcript binding. The coding region runs from base 1 to 921 and encodes 306 amino acids. Gene Ontology annotation, cellular component: preribosome, large subunit precursor; nucleolus. The transcript is spliced from 8 exons. NCBI's taxonomy places the organism in Eukaryota, Metazoa, Cnidaria, Anthozoa, Actiniaria, Aiptasiidae.
AUGGCGGACGAACAUGAAAAAGUUAAUGUCGACUUCUCUCGCAUCAAAAAUCGGAUAAAAAGAAGUGAGGUUUACUGGAAAGAGAAAGUWAGAAAGGCUAAAGAGAAAAGAGAGAGGCGUAAGAAGAGAAAACGCGAGGAAGACGCUCUUGGAGAUCAAGCACCUCCAAAACAAGUACCGAAAACUAUAGAAAAUUCGAGGAUUAAAGACGAGACUAUUGUAGAUAUAGAUGACGAAGAGAUUCUUCAAGAUGAGGCUACAGAUGAAUUAAGUUGUUAUUUCAAAAGAGAAGUGACGCCAAAAGUAGUUAUAACAUCAAGUGAUAGGCCAAAAAAUGCAACUGUUCUAUUCAUGGAAGAGCUGUGUCRAUGUAUCCCUAACUCCGAAGUUAGACAACGAAAGGGAAGGGAUUUAAAGAAGAUAAUGCCACAAGCCAUAAAAAGAGGAUAUACAGCUAUGAUCAUUGUAAAUGAAGACAACAGUAGACCMAAUGGUAUUAUCAUUUCUCACCUCCCAAAUGGUCCAACGGCACACUUCAAGCUGUCAAGUGUAAGGCUGACUAGAGAUAUCAGGGGACAUGGUAAAAUGUCCAACCAUAGACCAGAAUUAAUUCUGAAUCACUUCAACACAAGACUAGGACACUCAAUUGGUCGACUMCUGGCAGCRCUKUUCCCUUACGAUCCACAGUUCCAUGGCAGACAGUGUGUUACAUUUCAUAACCAAAGAGAUUUCAUUUUCUUCAGAAGACACAGGUAUAUAUUCAAGAAUUCAAAAAAAGCUGGACUUCAAGAGCUGGGCCCAAGAUUUACAUUGAAGCUGAGAUCAUUACAGAAAGGAACAUUUGAUAGUAAAUAUGGAGAAUAUGAGUGGAUUCACAAGCGAAAACAGAUGGAUACAAGUAGAAGAAAGUUCAAUCUUUAAUAACAUUUUGGCGAWCAAUUUUUACACUAAAGUGCGUUAUCAAUAAAACAGGAAUAUGCAGAA